CUCAAGCGCGCGGCGAAAGGAGGGGGCAACUUCCGGGCCCUGGCGGGGCUUUUGUGUUGGGCAGCGAGACCCUGGCGAGCUCGGUGUGUCUCCGCCGCUCCUUCCCCUUAUCCCUGGGAGGUCCAAGUGGUUCCGCGGCAGCCUCUGUGGCUCUGGGACCUGCAGGUCCUGGAAGGUCCUUAGGGAAGACCCGAGACACCGGAGAGUGGGAAAUGGAUUCAGUGUCAUUUGAAGAUGUGGCUGUGGCCUUUACCCAGGAGGAGUGGGCUUUGCUGGAUCCUUCUCAGAAGAAUCUCUACAGAGAUGUGAUGCAAGAAAUCUUUAGGAACCUGGCUUCCGUAGGAAACAAAUCAGAAGACCAGAAUAUCCAAGAUGACUUCAAAAAUCCUGGGGGAAAUCUAAGCAGUCAUGUGGUAGAGAGAUUGUUUGAAAUUAAAGAAGGCAGUCAAUAUGGAGAAACCUUCAGCCAGGAUUCAAAUUUGAAUCUGAAUAAGAAAGUUUCUACUGGAGUAAAACCGUGUGAAUGCAGUGUGUGUGGAAAAGUCUUCAUAUGUCAUUCAGCCCUUCAUAGGCACAUCCUGUCUCACACUGGAAACAAACUAUUUGAGUGUGAGGAAUGUCCAGAGAAGUUAUAUCAAUGCAAACAAUGUGGGAAAGCCUUUAUCUCUGUCACCAGUGUUGACAGACACAUGGUAACACACACUAGUAAUGGGCCUUAUAAGGGUCCAGUGUAUGAGAAGCCUUUUGAUUUUCCUAGUGUAUGUCAAAUGCCUCAGAGCACUCACACUGGAGAGAAAACAUAUAAAUGUAAACAUUGUGAUAAAGCCUUCAAUUAUUCAAGUUAUCUUCGUGAACAUGAAAGAACUCAUACUGGAGAGAAACCCUAUGCAUGUAAGAAAUGUGGUAAAUCAUUCACUUUUUCCAGUUCUCUUCGCCAACAUGAAAGAUCUCACACUGGAGAGAAACCCUAUGAAUGUAAAGAAUGUGGCAAAGCCUUCAGUCGUUCCACUUACUUGGGAAUACAUGAAAGAACGCAUACUGGAGAAAAACCCUAUGAAUGUAUAAAAUGUGGCAAAGCCUUUAGAUGUUCCAGAGUCCUCAGAGUCCAUGAAAGGACUCACAGUGGAGAAAAGCCCUAUGAAUGUAAACAGUGUGGUAAAGCCUUCAAAUAUUCUAGUAACCUAUGCGAGCAUGAAAGAACUCACACUGGAGUGAAACCUUAUGGAUGUAAGGAAUGUGGUAAGUCGUUUACUUCUUCCAGUGCCCUUCGAAGCCAUGAAAGGACUCAUACCGGAGAAAAACCCUAUGAAUGUAAGAAAUGUGGUAAAGCCUUCAGUUGUUCCAGUUCCCUUCGAAAGCAUAAAAGAGCUUAUAUGUGGUAAAAAAACAACAACAACAAUAAAACACCUCUGUGAAUGUAA
Molecule: messenger RNA, 1421 nt
Organism: Macaca mulatta (Rhesus monkey)
Lineage: Eukaryota; Metazoa; Chordata; Mammalia; Primates; Cercopithecidae
Gene: ZNF670
Product: zinc finger protein 670
Biological process (GO): negative regulation of transcription by RNA polymerase II; regulation of cytokine production; regulation of immune system process
Cellular component (GO): nucleus; nucleoplasm
Molecular function (GO): DNA-binding transcription activator activity, RNA polymerase II-specific; RNA polymerase II cis-regulatory region sequence-specific DNA binding; DNA-binding transcription repressor activity, RNA polymerase II-specific
Source: RefSeq, a predicted model, not a curated record